Molecule: messenger RNA, 4129 nt
Organism: Pimephales promelas (fathead minnow)
Lineage: Eukaryota; Metazoa; Chordata; Actinopteri; Cypriniformes; Leuciscidae
Gene: mafaa
Product: MAF bZIP transcription factor Aa
Biological process (GO): regulation of transcription by RNA polymerase II
Cellular component (GO): nucleus
Molecular function (GO): DNA-binding transcription factor activity, RNA polymerase II-specific; RNA polymerase II cis-regulatory region sequence-specific DNA binding
Source: RefSeq, a predicted model, not a curated record
CUGCGUGCCAGCGGUGGACAACAGUGCAAAAAAUAAGCUUAAGCCGUAAACGUAAAGCAACAGUGACAGCAGUCCAUAUAUCUUCAAAACAGACCACGGAAGGAGGUAAAUUGUGUACCAAAAUUCUCUAUCCUUCUUCGGGCUGCGCUGGAGCGUCCCACAAGAGGAACUUACUCUGAGAUUUGUCACACAUUGUUACGGUCCGCGUUUGCUAGUGACUGUGUAAAAAGCGACAGCAGCAGCAUCAUUCUUGUGGACUUCCAGGCAAAGUCUGACGAAUUCUGAACUUGACGCGCGCGCGUGUUGUGUGGCGGACUAUUCUCGAAAUGUGAGGAAAGUUUUCGCUUUCUUCCCAUGAAUGCUUAAAACUUUAUUGCCUCCAGUUAGAGGGCACUUAAAAACGGAGGUGAAGAAGGAUAUUUGAAGUCUCUGAUACUCAAAGGACGAUUUAUCUGCUUUGUGAAGCGAGGACGAGUCAGGUUGGUGAUUUUGAAUUCACGAGUCUCAAGUUUCUGCCGCCCUGGCCAGUGAUAUUAACGUGUGAAUUUGACCUGGGAUAAGUUGUCAACAAGAAGCAAACUGGCUGGUGUGUGCGUACAUUUACAUGCAUGGACAUACGUACACCUAUAAAUAGAAGCUCGUGCCUAUGUAUUAAAUCCUGGCCACUCAUCUCCAUCAUUCACCUUCAUCAUAAUCCCAGUGAAACCCACGGGUGUCGCUUUGGCUGUUAGGGUAGGUGUCGCAUGGACUGACAUGGCCACCGAUCUCGCCAUGAGCGCAGAUUUGCCCAACAGCCCUUUGGCUAUUGAAUAUGUCAACGACUUCGACCUCAUGAAGUUUGAGGUCAAGAAAGAGCCCCCGGAGGCCGACCGCUAUUGCCAUCGCCUGCCUCCGGGCUCGCUGUCCUCCACCCCUAUCAGCACGCCCUGCUCCUCGGUGCCUUCCUCGCCCAGCUUCUGUGCCCCCAGUCCCGGAUCUCAGCCUGGGCAGAACCUCAUAAAUGGUGUUAACAACAACAACAACAAUGGAAACAACAACAACACCCAAGGCUCCUCGGGCAAGCCGCAGCUGGACGAUCUCUACUGGAUUCCCAACUAUCAGCAUCACAUAAGUCCAGAGGCCCUCAACCUGACGCCCGAGGACGCAGUGGAAGCACUCAUCGGUAAUGCGCACCACCAUCAUCACCACCACCAGCCCUACGAGGGAUUCCGCGGUCAGCAGUACGUCGGAGAAGACCUCUCGGCACCCACGAACGGUCACCACCACCCUGUGCACCACCACCACCAUCAUCACCACGGCCACCACGCGCACGCGCGCAUCGAGGACCGCUUCUCGGACGAGCAGCUGGUGAGCAUGACAGUGCGCGAGCUUAACCGGCAGCUAAGAGGCUUCAGCAAAGAAGAGGUGAUCCGCCUCAAGCAGAAACGGCGAACCCUGAAGAACCGCGGCUACGCGCAGUCGUGCCGCUACAAGCGCGUCCAGCAGCGUCACAUGCUCGAAAGCGAAAAGUGCACGCUCCAGAGCCAGGUGGAGCAACUCAAGCAAGACGUGUCGCGUCUCAUGAAAGAGCGGGACCUGUACAAGGAGAAGUACGAGAAGCUCGCGAGCCGAACCUUUAACGGCGGCGGCGGUGGCAACGGAGGCAACUCUCGAGACCCGUCCAACGGCACUCACGGCAAAACCACUUCCACGGAAUUCUUCAUGUGAGAGUGAUUCUUGUUAAAGACUUUUUCCCACACCAACGUAUUCGUUUUUUUAAACCUUACAUUUUUUAUGAUUUUCAGUGUGAAUCUUAUUUUCCGUUUUUUUGUUUCUUAAAUAGCCUACCCAAUGUCCGUUCUAGAACAUACACUCAUGAAAAUAAAGGUUUUACAGUCUGAGGCCAUAUGAGAACCUUUUUAAAUUCCACAAAUAGCCUACAUGUUUUAUUUAGAAAAACAUCUAGCUAUGUGCUGGUGCUUUAAAGAACCAAAAUCUGGAAAUGUAGGCCUAACAAACUUUUCCUUCUCCAAAGAACUACACACUUUUUGCAGCCAAAAUGGUUAAUGAUAAGAAGGUCAAGUCCUUUGCUGAACUUAAAGUCCUGAAAAGAAACACUGAAGAACCUUUAAUUUUAAGAGCCUAACAUUACAAAACCGUAUUUAAAGUUUUCACCCAUUGUUUGUGUAUAACUGCACCAUAAAAGUCUUAAGGUUAGUGUGAUGUUAGGAUUAUCUUCCACAGAUACUGCACGGACCCUUCUACUUCAUAAAACCUCCGAUCUAAACAUGGGAUCACUCAUAACCUCCAAAGACCCAUCAGUUUUGGAUUCUGUAAAGUCGUAUUUUUCCUUUGUCUUUUUAGUAAUAGGCUAACUGCAAAGUCCAACAUGUUUAUAGACAUACAUCCGCUUCCUUAAUAUUCUUUUUCUUGUCUUAACGGAUUGACGAGUCUUAAUGGCGAUGAGAAAAUACUGGAAACGAAACUUCAGCUUGUGAAGGAACUUUGAAAGGAACAAUAAUGCUAAUAAAACACUUGUAAGCAAGAAAGGGGAGAUAGCAAUACAUCCUUGACUUUCUCUGUCAUGAACUGAGGUUGAGCGGGCUUGUGAACUUUGAAGGCCCUCAAUCAUUGCUCAUGUCUGCAUUACUAAUCCUGCAUGCGGGACAUGUAUGGUAUCCAAACGCGCCAGGUCCUUUCUCUCUUUUCCCCAUACAGCACUUGGAUGAAAAGCAUGGCCCUUAACCACUCUCUCUUCUCUCAUUUUUUUUCUUUCGUUUCUUCUGUUCGACACGGACCUCAUGCGUACCUGAGAAAUCACAUGAAAUCAGUCUUUACAUUUUUUUUUUCUAUUGUUUUAAAAGUAGUCUACAGAAUAAGAACAAAAAACCGAACUGAGCCAGAGUUAUUUAUUACCAGCUUGUACAUAUGUAGAGGUCGAUUGGUGUGUUAAUUUAACUUUCUUUUUAAAGUCCUUUUUGCUUGAUUAUUUAAAACGUCUUAAUACGAUGUUUGUAUGUAGUAGCAUGCAAAUGACAAAGAUAAUCUCAUUCUAUUGAAUAUGUACAAUUUCAAAGGAAGCCUACUGCACUACGAUUCAAAGAAUUGGGAUUUAUAACAUUUCUUUUCCUCUGUGUUAAUCAAAUUGAUGUUAUGGUGGACAUAGUCGAUCGUCGAAAGUGCAUAAACACAAGGACUUUAAUUGCUGCUAAUAUUCUAUGCACCAAAUUCGAAAGCAAUUAACAGAAGCUCUGAUUAUGUGAAUUUUGUACUUCAAAAUAAAUGAAGUUAUAUGUAGAAAACUGGUUAGACUUUAAAUAUCAUCUCCUGAACAAAGUUUUAUUUUCUUUCUUUUUUUCUCUGAAUGGCCGAGAUGAUAAACGACAAAAAUAUUAACUUUAAUUUUUUUUUUUUUGGUUUGUUUUUUUACUUCUUAUGACAUAAUAAAACUGUAGCAUAUGCUGUAUAAAGCAAUUGCCUACUGUUUUGCAUUGCAACAUUGUGGUGGUGAUGAUAAUAGGCUUCCGACCCUUACACUACAGGUAGAUUAAAUGCUGAAAUAAUUCAAAAAUAAAAGAGAGACUUGUGUGCAAAAUUGGCGAAAAGUAAUCGUGCGCAUUUGAUCGUGAUCAUUUGAGAUUGAAAUAUAGCUCAUCUUGUUGCCAAAGUGGAUUAUCUAAUGCACGUAAAUUAUCAGUUUUCAAAUUCUUUCCGACCCGUGUAUGCUUAGUUCCCUAACAAAUCUAUCGACCAGACUCCAAAAAUAAUGUCUUCAAGUAUGCUCCUCUACCUGGGUUAGUAUCUGCUUGAUAUUCUCACAUGAAAACCACUGUUAACAUUUAUUUAAUUUGGGGAUAAAUUAUGAAUUAUGAUGAAGUUCGCCUCUCUGUCUAUUGGUCUAAUUUGAGACACAGCGAUUUGAGGUUACAUAACCACAUGUGCUGUCCUGUGUGCUGUCUUAUGUAAACAAAUAAAUAAUAAAAUGGAGGGAAAAAAGAAGAACUGUACAUAGCCUAUAAUUUCUAUAUAUUUAUCGAAAAUAUAAAUGUCCUUACGUGUCAGUAAGUCCAAACCAAAAUGUUUCGAAAUGGAAUGUUGUUCAGAAUCUUGUUUUCAUAAUGUUUAAUAAAAACUUCUGUCAAAUGUUUCA